Messenger RNA from Oreochromis niloticus (Nile tilapia), 7249 nucleotides. Its product is annotated as cyclic nucleotide-gated channel cone photoreceptor subunit alpha. Gene Ontology annotation, molecular function: intracellularly cGMP-activated cation channel activity; protein-containing complex binding; intracellularly cAMP-activated cation channel activity. Lineage: Eukaryota; Metazoa; Chordata; Actinopteri; Cichliformes; Cichlidae. The transcript has 7 exons. Bases 1096 to 2880 code for a protein of 594 amino acids. Gene Ontology annotation, biological process: monoatomic cation transmembrane transport. Gene Ontology annotation, cellular component: intracellular cyclic nucleotide activated cation channel complex; plasma membrane. The record is from RefSeq and is a predicted model, not a curated record.
CACGUCUUUCAGUGAUAGCUGCAUCAUUUCUCCUCAUAUGAAGCCACAGACAUAGCCACUACCUCACUGAUGUAGACCUCAGUCAGAUGAUGACUGACUUUGAAGGAAACCACACACUGUCCUGUGCAGGCAUCUGUCACAUUCACUCUGCAGCUGCUCUCACUCAAGCAGCAGAGACGGUGACCGAGCUCGCAGUCCGGUUCAGAUUAGUGCAGGCUGCAGGAGGAUGGACCUGCUCCUCCGUCAGCUGCAGGUGGAGUCUGAUGUUUUACUUUAGCCGUCCACGCAGUAAGAGGAUUUACUCGGACUGGAAGGGAUAAAAAUAAAGAGUAACUGCAACUCCAAUCAGUCCUGUUUAUCCAUCCAGGGAUCCAUGCUUAGAAUAAUAUUAGACUGCUUUUAUAUUUAUCAGUGCAGGAAUAUGUCUCUACUCUCUACCUAAAGGAAAUGGUGUCAAAAUAUUUUAAUGUAUGAGAUAUUACACCAGCACAAGCUACAGUCACUACACUUAGUCACAGUGGGAUUGGUUUCAUAAGCAAACUGUAAGUACACACUGAAGCCACCGCGCUGCACUAACACACACUGUUCACGUCACACUGCUGUAGAGACGCCUGUUCAGGGCUUUCAGUAAAACGAUCAGUGCAAGUUCUGUGAAGUUAAGACUCACAAAGUCCAUCGCGUACAAAAACCAUGGUUUGUCACAGACUGUGUCACCAGUUCUUUGUCUCUGGUGAUUCUUGUAUGCAGAGAAAAUGACUCCUUCGUGUCUCCCCUCCCUCCGCCUCCUCCCCCUCCCUCCAUCUUCUGCAGGGAGGUGGUACAGAGUGCACAAGAAGCAGAAAGUCUUCCACACCACAGGAAAAGCUCAUCCACCAUAAAGCAUGACUCUAGUUUUCUGCAGUGGCUUGCAUUAGAAGACAGAGAAAAGUGCUUUAUGUGGAACUUGCGUAUGUGAGCAGGUGUCCUCGGCUCGGUUCUUGAAGGAGAAGAACAAACCUGAGCGACGUGGGAUUUACUCCACGCUCAUCUUGAAUUCCCUUCACAGCCUGAAGCUGCUCAGCAUCAUCAUCUCUCAUAUUCAGGUAAUCUAAAAGGAUGCACAUUGGAAGAAGCAGCAUCGGGCCUGCAGAGCCCGGCCUCAGCAGCCAGAGACGAGGGAACAGCGAUGAUCAACGGGUCUUCGCCGCAAAGAACGCAAACAACUGCAACAACAAUGAUGGAAAGAAGGACGACAAAAAGGAUGAAAAGAAGGAUGAUAAAAAGGAUGAAAAGGACGAUAAAAAGGACCCCAAAAAGGAUGACAAAAAGGAAGAACCGAAGGAGGUGUGGAUCAUGGACCCAGCCACGGAUAUGUAUUACUACUGGUUGCUCACAAUAGCUGUCCCAGUGUUCUACAAUCUGAUAUUCCUGGUGGCCAGGGCUUGUUUUAAUGAACUACAGUAUCAAAAUUCAACACUCUGGAUGGUUUUGGACUAUGUAUCAGAUGCCCUCUACUACAUUGACAUCUUUGUGAGAGCCAGGACAGGUUUUCUGGAGCAAGGACUUCUUGUAAAGGAUGCAAAGAUCCUGAAAGAAAAGUACAUGAAGACACCCCAGUUCAAGUUAGACAUGUUAUCAGUGAUUCCUACUGACAUUGUUUUCUUCCAUAUCGGAAUCAACAACCCAGAGUGGAGGUUCAACCGUCUCUUUAGGUUAGGCCGUCUCUUUGAGUUCUUCGACCGGACUGAAACACGAACCAAUUUUCCAAACAUCUUCCGAAUCGCUAAUCUUGUACUUUACAUCAUCAUCAUCAUCCACUGGAACGGGUGCCUGUACUUUGCUGUGUCCAAAAUACUUGGUUUUGGGUCAGACACUUGGGUCUACCCCGGGCCAGCAAAACCAGAGUUUUCUCAGCUCACCAGACAGUACAUCUAUUGCUUUUACUGGUCCACUCUUACCUUGACCACUAUUGGUGAGACACCACCGCCAGUCCGAGACGUUGAAUACUUUUUUGUCGUGGUUGACUUUCUUACUGGGGUUUUGAUCUUUGCAACAAUUGUUGGAAAUGUUGGAGCCAUGAUCUCCAACAUGAAUGCUGCACGUGUAGAGUUCCAGGCGAAGAUCGACUCUAUCAAGCAGUACAUGCAAUUUCGAAAGGUCACUAAAGACUUGGAGGCCAGGGUGGUGAAGUGGUUCGACUACCUGUGGACUGAGGGGAAAACCUGCGAUGAAAAGCAGGUGCUAAAAAAUCUGCCAGACAAGCUGAAGGCAGAGAUAGCCAUUAACGUACAUCUGGAAACCCUAAGAAAAGUGCGCAUCUUUCAAGACUGUGAAGCUGGUUUGCUUGUUGAGUUGGUCCUGAAGCUUCAGCCUCAAGUUUUCAGUCCUGGGGAUUACAUCUGUAAGAAAGGGGAUAUUGGUAGGGAAAUGUAUAUCAUCAAAGAAGGAAAGCUCGCUGUAGUAGCAGAUGAUGGCGUUACCCAGUUUGUGGUCUUGAGUGACGGAGCUUAUUUUGGAGAAAUCAGCAUCCUUGGGAUCAAAGGUAGUAAGGCAGGUAACCGAAGAACAGCCAACAUUCGAAGUGUGGGCUAUUCUGAUCUCUUUGCCCUGUCCAAAGAUGAUCUCAUGGAGGCACUAACAGAGUAUCCUGAUGCUAAGAAUGCUCUGGAGGAGAAAGGAAGGGCCAUUCUGAUGAAAGACAAUCUCAUAGAUGAGUCGCUUGUCGCUGCUACUGAUGCUAAAGACUUGGAGGACAAAGUUGAUCAGAUUGAAACCAGUUUCGAAAUCAUGUCAGCGAAAUUUCGAAAGCUGACAAAUCAAUACGAGUCCUCUCAGCGCAAACUCAAGCAGCGCCUCAGUAAUUUAUCAAACCAGUUCAGAAGCCUCAGAGUAGAUGAGUAGAGACUGGCCAUCACUACUACUUAGGGAGUGUCUUCUUUACAGGGACUAGUACACUGCAUCUGCCCAGUACUUCCAAAGAUGCAAAAAUAAUAAGACUGCCGUCAAACAAUGUUUCCACACAUAGGCAAUAACAUUGGGUCAUACAGCCACGUGGACCAUUAUGUCUUUUCUUGUGAUAGUGAUAAUAAUAAUAGGCUGCACAUGAUGAACAGAAACAUGUGGAGGGACAACCCUGGAAUAAAAGCAAAGACAAAACUGCCACAAAUGGACAGCAACAGCAGCAGUCAAGCAGGUUCUAAAGGAGCACUAUUUUAGCAUCGGUGUGAGCAUCCAACUAAUAUUGGUGGGAAACAUUUUCUUUACUACUCUGCCCAGAAUCCCAGAGUGGCCUGUUCAGCAACGACACCAUGACUGGGGCUUUGCACAUACAGGACCUUCUCCUUUUAUUCUGGUCAGAACUCUUCUGAAGGACGAAAUUAGUCAAAACAAUUCUAAAAAGAACCUUUUAUGAAUAUUUUCUAUAUUCAUUAAGCAGAACAAGACCACACUGACAAGUUUCAGUUCUGGUCAUUAAAGUGUGAUAGAGAUUUGAGACUACAAUGAGAUCUGGAGAUUUAACAGCUGCUUUUUGUUGCUGCCUUGCCUCUGUGUGUUCUGAGAUGACUGACAGAGUUUUAUGCCAGAUGCAACCUUGAAAGGAUUCGUGUCUCCAACUGGAAUCAAACUAGUAACUCUUUGCUUGCCAGGGGAAUAUGUAAACCAGUACACAAUGGAACCACCAUGGAGACCAGGCUCUUAACUGACUGCCUCAUUCUUUAGCACAGAAAAAAACUGCUGUGCUGAUAUUUUUGAAAACAGUUUUUUUCUAAAGCUCAGGUAGACUUUUACCAUGAUAAGCAUAUAUUAGGAGGUGCCACUGGAACACAGGAGUGAUAUUUGCUGAAUGGGCCUCUGUACACCUACACAAAUAUUCUAUUAUAAAAGCAUUUCAAAAUAUGUACCAUCAAAUUUUUAUUUUAAAUAUAAAGAACUGUGCUUUCUGUAAAUAAAUAAAUACAUUAUUAAUAUAAAUAAAUAAUAAAUAAGUGGCAAUAAACUCUUGAAAAGUGGUGUAUCGUUUUGGAAAGGCUGACAUUAUUUUUCCAAUAAUUCCCCUGAAACAUGCUGCAAAGCCUCAAGCCGUGCAGAGACUUGAAGUUCACAGAGUCAUGUCAGCGGAAGUAGGGCCAUGCAGACUGCAGAUGUAGGUACAUCUGCCCUAACUUUAAGCCUCAACAACAAACAAUAGACACCACAAUUGUUUUUUACAAGUAAUUUUCACAUCUGAAAUUUGACCCUGGGAGUCUGUGGGGAAUUUGGGGAAGCCUCAGUUGGCAACUACAGGAACUGCAGUUUUUGGCACUUCCACGCAGCUUCAGGUUGAAGCUCAGGGCUUAUGAUUUCCAUUUCUGUUUUUAUAUUCAACAUUUGAUCAGCUAAGCUCCUGUGAACUAUGUUAGUCAGCAACACUAAUGUGCAUGAGGCAGUGAAAGCUUAGAUUACAGAGCUCUGCAGGCAUCACUGAGUAAGCAUCUACUAGAAGUGUGAACAUUCUUUGCAUGCUUUAUUUCAGAGAAAAUAAGUUGUGUUGUUCCAAAAUAUUAAAGUGCAAAACAAAGAAUUGUUUCUUUUUAUGUCUGCAUGUAUGAUUAACAGUGUUGACAUUAAGUUGAUAAGGGCACCUCCUGGGUGAGGUGUUCCGGGCAUGUCCCACCAGGAGGAGGCCCCGGGGCAGACCCAGGACACGCUGGACAGAUUCUAUCUCUCAGCUGGCCUGGGAACGCCUUGGUGUUCCCCCGGACAAGCUGGAGGAGGUGGCUGGGGAGAGGGAGGUCUGGGCUUCUCUGCUUAGGCUGCUGCCCCUGCGACCCGACCCCGGAUAAGUGGAAGAUGAUGGAUGGAUGGACAUUAGUCUAUGUGAGAUCUUUAGCUGUCUGCUAAUGGAUUUUCUCAUUCUCUUGAGAAUUGUGUUUGCUUUUGUUUUUUUUACGAUCAAACUUUUCUUAACAAUAAAGGCACUGAAUAUGUUGAACUUGCCACUGUUCUUUUGUGAAUGCUGGCUGUGUCAUCGUCUUCUGGCUCUUCGUGUGAUCCUGCUUCUUCUCCGAACUUUUUGGAGUGAGGAAUAAAGUUAUACUUACACGUGUAGUCUUUUAAAUUGAUGCCAGUCUAUAUAAACUACUACAGCUGGCAUUUAUUUGUAAUCAUUACAAAAAAGUAAUUGCUGUCUGCCUGCUUCUUGUUUCCAAACACAGCACACAGCGCAAAUAAUCUUUCAAAAGGAUGCAAGAAGCACAUUUCUGUGUAUAACCCAUUAUCAGCGUUUUCAAAAUAUCUAAACCUACCAAAAUGAUCAUUUCACUGACCAACCCAAAUUUAAAAAUGUCCGCCCUUCAGUGUACUUGGACUUGUUUUCAUCUGUCAUGGUUUUAAAAGCAAACCUAUAUUCACCCAGAGAGCAGCUCAGGAGGUACAAAUAUCCUUGGACCGGAUCAUAACCCCGAGUCGCUCUCCGAUCCAUGUGAGUGGGUGAACCAGGUAUGUUGUAUUGAGUGCCCCGGGAAACUAUAAGAAUCAGUCCAUUACCUUACAGGAACCAUGUCCUGCUCAUCAAGAGGUGAAAAGUAGAUUUUAUCCCACACAAUUUGCCUUAUUGCAUCUUUGUGGCAUGAUGUUUGGGCCUGCUCUUAAAUCGGGACACCAAGAAACCUGUGGAGUCAAAUCAGGCUUGUUGGAAAAAAGCAGUCAUCUUUAUUUAGCAUGUUUCACAACAAUGAAUACUUUGAGCCUUUCACCUGUUUCUAUGUGGGAGAAUUUAACUGUUGAUUAAACCAAUUGAGAAAAACUGCCUCCUGUUCCCAGACAGGUCCACCCUUUAACCUUCAGUCAGCUCACAUGUGCAGGCAAGCACUAUCUUCAGCAUUAAAACAUGGAGGUACGGGUAAGGUUACACAGCUGAAACUACACCUGGCUGUACUGCUUAGCCUUCCACAUGAGUGAGCAUUACUGCAGUAUGUAGAACAAUACACGCAUACUGUGCACUGUAGUGACUUCCCAGCACAGUCCAGUGCUGUCCACAUUUUUAGGCACUCCUAGUACUGUGACUCAGAUGAAGGCUAAACUAGUGAAGGUAUUCAGCAUCAUUUUAGCUAGGAGUAGUUGAAUGUAGGAGGAGAAAAAGAUGAAAGAUAAAGAAUGGCUCAGGUUGGUGGAUGGCGGUGCUCUGAGCACCGUGCUCUCAGUGGUAUGUUGUGGGCAUCGUGGUGCUCCACGCGCUCCUCUUUAAGGUACAUCAGCCAUGCAGCAACAACUUCAGAGUCUGAGGGACAAGCCAAAGACCCCCGACCUCCAGCCAACCGCCACAAACGUACACCGUUUGCCCUGAGCAGCUUUACCAGACUCCAGGUACAGUCACAUGACCAGAGAGAAGAUAAAAGGCAGGGUUAUAUGACGUUAAGAGCUCUCUGUUCAAAGAUGGUUCCUGGCAAUGGACGUGACGCACUCCACACACUCCGGGUCCAUGGUCUGUGACCUCUUCUAUGCCAUCAUCUGUUCUCAGACCUUUAACCACAACGACUGGAGGAGUGAGGUCACGUUACACGCCAGAAACCAUCUCUGUACACAGAACAAUACCACCCAGUACCUCAUAAGGAAAUACGCAUGUGGACACCUGAGCCUGCUUCGUUUAGGAGCUGUGAAAAAGCUUUUAAUGACAGUAAGCUUCACAUGCAUGUUUUAUGUCCAGUUUGUCCAAAUGAUCACAACCACUCAUUUGUAAGUAAAACAUCCAGGUAGUUUGCAAGUUUAGCAACUACUUCACAUCUUCUCCAUGUUCCUAUAGAUAUAGAUACAGAUUUGGGGGAGCGUAUUUCAGCCUCUUCGGGCAGCCACAGGCUUGUAUUCCUUUGCAUCCAGUAUUAAGUGAUGUCUACAAAUGCAACUUGAUGACCAUCAAGCAUUUAAAACAACUGUCUGCUGAUGGAGCAGCUAUUUUACAUGGUACCCUUAUUACCAUGGUUACAUGAACUGUUGCCAAAGCGGUGUUUUCACUUCCAAGUGAGUGAUGUCAAUGAUUUGGGCAAAGCAUUGCUGUAACCCUGCGUUGGUGUGACGGCUCGUGCUGCCUGACCCGAUGAAGUCUGCUGACCGUGUUAGAGGAUGGAUAUUGCAGACUACAAAACAACGGCGAGGAUGUCUAAAAAGACAACCGAACUCUGAAGCAGCGAGACGAUUCUGUGUCCAAGAACAUUAUGCAGCCUAUUCACCGAUGAGGAGGAAAAGCAUUCAAAAUAGGACGCGUCUGCCUGUUCCGAGGGGAAAUGAUUUCACA